Clonostachys rhizophaga is the source of this 2994-nucleotide messenger RNA. NCBI's taxonomy places the organism in Eukaryota, Fungi, Ascomycota, Sordariomycetes, Hypocreales, Bionectriaceae. The record is from the annotation of a GenBank genome assembly.
AUGAACCCCCAGCGCACACGCUUGCGAGGGAGCCGCCUGAGCUCCCGACCUUUCUACACCACCGUUUUCCUCCUGUCGCUGUUCGUCGCAUACUCGUUCCUGAUCCGAACCGGCCGCGGCACAAACCAUAACGGUGUGGACAACGGUCUACUGAGAAAACGGAGCGAGGAACCAGAGUGCAGUGAAGUCCACCAGGCCGCGGACAAGUGCGCUUUCGUAAAGCAGUACUGCGCCGACGACGAUGCCGGCCUCAUUCCCUACCUCACCCUCUACUUCUGCGGCUUCCACGGUGCCAAGCCCGUGGCCCUGAUCAUCCUUGUUGGCUGGCUCGGGCUGCUCUUCACUACUAUCGGCAUUGCAGCGAGUGAUUUCUUCAGUGUCAACCUGAGCACGAUUGCCACCAUCCUGGGACUGAGCGAAAGUCUUGCUGGCGUGACGUUCCUCGCUUUCGGAAAUGGCUCGCCCGACGUCUUCAGCACCUUUGCUGCCAUGGGUUCUAAUAGCGCCAGCAUGGCCGUGGGAGAGCUUGUUGGAGCCGCUUGCUUCAUUACUGGCGUCGUGGCUGGCUCCAUGGCCCUUGUUAGAGAGUUUAGGGUCGAUAAGAAGACGUAUGCGAGAGAUAUCUGUUUCUUCAUCGUGGCCAUCUGCUUCACCAUGUACUUUCUCGCCGACGGCCACCUUAGGUUCUGGGAGUGCUGGGUCAUGAUCGUGUACUACAUCAUCUAUGUCAUCACCGUCGUCGGUCAGCACUGGUGGAUGUCACAGCGCAAACGCCGCCAGCGACGAGAAGGCGAGGCUCGUAGCCAUGUCUACUCGUCAGUGGGGACGUCAAUCGAUGAGCUGGCGGGGGAACCGUACAGAGAUGACCCUGAUGACGUAGACCAGUCUUCCCCAUCGACUCCAGACAUAUCAGCGUUGGAGACUGGACCGAGAAUAGACAUCGACGUCCAUCCUUCCGACUCCGUUGACGAUGAAGAAGCAGAAGAGCAGGCUGAGGAAGACUUCGAGAGGAUGCUAGCAGCAGAGGUGACGAGCAAUAUGCGAGUUUUGCGUACGAGGAAAAGACGAAGCAACACGAUCAACCCGAUUCGCCCAAGUCUGGUGGGUGCUUUGGAGUUCAGAUCCGCCCUGGCACACUUGCAACGGGAGAGUAACCACAGGCUGUCAACUAUUCAUGGGCACGGUCGGAGCCACUCGGAAGCGCAGUUCCGUCGGGCGCGAAGUUACACAGGAGAACCCUCCCUGCGUAGCCCAAACACCAUCUCUGGCCACAGUGCGCUGCAAGGAGCAAGAUCUCGUGCAUUAUCGUCCGGAAAUGCUCCGAACUCGCUGGGUGUGCAACCCCCCCUUUUCGUCCACACAGAGGGAUUCGAAGACUCCCCGGAUCAGCAAACGCACCCAAGCCAAGCGACUCUGAGCCCGGUCCCAGUGUACACCGUUGGUGGGAGCCUAGCUCCGCCACCUGUACCACCUCCUGGAGGUUCUCUCAGUCCUGGCGGGAACAGUGUCGCCAGCGAUGGAACCUCGGCAUUCCCAAGCUUCCCGGGCACUCUGAGCCGCCGUAGCAGUCACAGCAUAUCACCCCCUGGCUCGCCGUUCCCAAUAUAUACUGACUCGCCGGAUGCCCUCUCUCCCGGGACUCGAACGCCGCAUUUGCAUGAACGAUCAGACGCAAUGUUGCCAUCCCCAGGCCUACGCGAUCUUCCCUUUGGCGAUCUUCCUUCCCCAACAGAUCAUCCGCGACCAGUCAGUUGGUGGCCAUACUGGAUGCUUCCUCCGCCACACGUCCUAUUUACAACCUUGUUUCCAACGCUCCAAGGCUGGAGGGAUAAGACCAUUUGGGACAAAUUUGUGAGCACCAUAUCAGUGCCCAGUAUUUUCCUUUUAGUCAUCACAUUGCCUGUCGUGGAGAGUGAAUCAACGGAAGACAGCCUAGUGGCUGAAACUCUAAUGGACAUCGCAAGUGUGCGAGCGACAGAGCCCCCUUCUGGAGUUCCGCCAGUCGUGGUCGAAACAGCGCCCGAGGAUGAAGAUCGUGAGUGGGAGAGGUAUGCCAACAGCAGGCGCAGUCGAGGUCGAAGCAGCAGCUACUUGCCGUCUCGAGACAUCUCUCCCCUUAGAAUAACUUUCCAGAAUGAAGACACUCUGGUUGCUGGACCCAGCACAGAGGGGACCAGGCCCUCAACAUCGCUGAGCGGAAAACCGGCUUCGGAGUUCCCCUCCACGAGUAACGCCAACGACGAGUGCCUAUCGUGGAACCGCUGGUUGGUGUGUGUUCAGAUAUUCACUGGGCCGCUCUUCAGCGUUCUCAUACUUUGGCUGAAUUUCCGUGAAGACAUGGAUUCGCCCGGGAAGGUGGCUGUAAGGAUGGUCUUAUUCACACUGCUUGGAUCUUCAGUGCUUCUCGCUCUUUUGCUGUCUUUCACGUCUGAGGAGACGCGGCCCAAGUAUCACUAUGUCCUCUGUUUCAUGGGGUUCAUCAUCAGCAUCGCCUGGAUCUCAACCAUCGCCGGGGAGGUUGUCGGGGUUUUGAAAACAUUCGGGAUUGUUCUAAACAUAUCGGAAGCGCUUCUAGGCCUUACCAUCUUUGCCGCAGGCAACAGCGUCGGAGAUCUCAUCGCAGACAUCACGGUGGCGCGCCUGGGCUAUCCAGUGAUGGCAUUGGCGGCUUGUUUUGGAGGGCCCAUGCUGAAUAUCCUCCUUGGAAUUGGAAUAGGGGGUGUCAUGAUGAUGAUACGGUCGGCAUCUCUCGACCACAAAAACCACCCUGAUCAGCCCUACCACUAUGGGCCAUAUAAUGUCCAGGUCGGGGCGACUCUUUUCAUCUCGGCCAUCACUCUGCUAGUGACUCUUGUCGGGAUGCUCAUCGUUGUGCCCAUGAACAAGUGGGUUCUGAGUCGCAAGAUCGGAUGGACCCUGAUUGCUCUCUGGGCAGUGAGCACCGUUUUGAACGUUAUCAUUGAGGUAACCGGCGUUUGGGGGCAGCUGGAUUAG